Messenger RNA from Amoebophrya sp. A120, 2082 nucleotides. The record is from the annotation of a GenBank genome assembly. Lineage: Eukaryota; Dinophyceae; Syndiniales; Amoebophryaceae.
GAAGUUUUCUCUUUUGGAAAAUUGUCCUAACUCCCCUGGGAUCAUUUUCUAGCGGUUUUGUUCUCGGGCAUUCAUCCAUGUAAUUGAUGCUUUUAUUUGCCAUGAGCCCAUACUUCUAUAGUUACACUGUGGAGUAGCUGCAGUGUGUCCGCUUCCGUUGUAACUUUAUGUCCAUUCGGCACGUUGCGCGAGGCUCCUGGAGCCCGUUUUUCUUUUCCAGUUGGAAAAUGGUUCACUUUUUUGCGCAUGCAGCGGUCCUGCUUUGGAGAAGUUUGGUUCUGCUGGGCGGAUAUCCCGCCGCGGCCGAAGAGGAAGCAGUAACCGCGGAACAGAACGACCUGAAAAACCCCACGGUCGUGUACGACUUGUUGCGUGCAACCUCCAAGAGCGGCGCACCGGAUUUAUCGGAAAUUUGCGCGUUCGGGCUUGGUCGGUACCACCUGGAGCUGCUCCAGUACUGGCUCAGGGAAGACGGCGCGCGCUUGGCGCAUCUGUUCGACGUGAAGGACAUCGAGCCUCUUCUAGCCUUGAAAGAGGAAUUUGCCGACCGCGCGCUGUUCGGCGCGGACUACGAGAAAUGGGAAACGACCGGCCGGAAGGUCUCCUGCUCGACCGUGUUGUUCUCGGUCGAGGGGCCGAAAUUCACGCUGGAGCGCGUGAUGGAAAACAUCCGGCGGGACAAGGCGUCCUUCGUGUUUCUCAGCUACGACUGCAUGACGCAAACGCCGGACGACGAGAAAUCUGACGGUGCGGUCACGAUGAGCGGGCAGUGCGCGUUCUUGAACACGUUCUGGGUGAAGACGAAGCUGAUGUGGCACGGGCGGUGUUCGCACGACAUGUGUGUUGCGGCAAACAUACCGGUGGAGGAUAUUGAGGAGCCGAAUGUGGUGGAGCAGGAGUGCAGUCUGUUUGAAAAGCCGCCCAGCCUCGGAACGGCGGAGGAGUUUUCGACGAAAAUGCUGUCCGAAUACGCCCAGGAUUGGUUUCUCCAAUACAACUUCUUUCGCGAGAAAGCCUCCCAUUACCCCACUCUGCAAAAAGCGUCGUCCUCCAAGCGGCGCCAGCUUGCAGUGAAGCUAGCGGAGGAGGGCGGGUCCUCGUCUUCGGCGCAGGGGGAAAUCGGUGACUGGUCGUCGAUGCACGAACUGUUGCAAGACGAGCAAGGUGGUGCGACGGCUGGUGCUGAGGUUAUGACUAGUAGCAGCAUGGAAGUUGUACUAGAUGAAGCGACUGCUAAUGUCAAGAACCAUCAAAAAACAUACGUCGACCUGGGUGGGUGUCUUCCCUUCGACUACAGCAACACGGUGUUUUUCGAUCGCUGCCAGGCGGAACGCUGGAGUCGGGGGCUGUGCGUGGAGCCCAACCCGACGCUGACGCCGUUCCUCGAAGCCUACCGGCGGUGCAAGGUGGUACCCUACUGCGUCGCCGACCGCGACAAGCCCCGGAACGUGUUUCGGUACCGCGACGGGGCCAGUGCCUUCGCCGCCCGCUGCACCACGCUCGCGAAUUUGCUUCUUUCCGCGGACCUGCACGACGUGGACUUUCUCUCGGUGGACAUCGAGGGGCAGGAAAAAAAAGUGUUCCAGGACUUCCCGUUCCACGCCUUCAACGUGAAGUUUGUCGUGGUUGAAGUCGGGACGGGCGUCAACUGGCUCGAACUAGACACCGCGUUUCUGCGCGGCGGCUACAUCAAGAUCGGCAUUCUCGGUCGCGACUGCGUGUACGCGAAGCGGUCGGCGCUGAAGGAGCUGAAGGGUCACCUUCCCGGCUUCGAGAUGCUGAACCGCCUGCCCGCGGACGCGCGCUACGGACUGCCGGAAAAUUGGGAGGAGUUUCACGGGCAGGUGAUCCGCGAUGAAACGCGGGCGGAGGAGUACGCGCAAGCGCGCAUCCGACGGGAGGUGGUGCUGAAGCGCCAGGGCUUUUCCGAACAGGAAGCCUUUGUCGAAGCGAAAAGAAUGGUGGAUCUGGUUUGGGCGGAGAAGCGACAGCUGCCUGGCGGAUACCUGCCCGACGAAAAGCCAAACCUCCCCGUGCACGAGUUGGACUGAUAGAGUUGAAUGUAGCAGGAACUAAAAUCGC